This is a messenger RNA of Eriocheir sinensis (Chinese mitten crab), 1649 nucleotides long. RefSeq names its product acid-sensing ion channel 4-like. The transcript has 7 exons. The record is from RefSeq and is a predicted model, not a curated record. Bases 16 to 1290 code for a protein of 424 amino acids. NCBI's taxonomy places the organism in Eukaryota, Metazoa, Arthropoda, Malacostraca, Decapoda, Varunidae. Gene Ontology annotation, molecular function: ligand-gated sodium channel activity. Gene Ontology annotation, cellular component: membrane. Gene Ontology annotation, biological process: sodium ion transmembrane transport.
GUGUGUGUAGGCGGAAUGAUCGAGCUUCGGGACUACAGGGUGGGCGGGGAGGGUGUGAAGCCCGCCAAAGAAUGCAAGACGCGGCCCGCCACCACGAGUCCUCCAGGAAGUCGCUUCGCUGAAAUCUCCAUUGCAGGCAUGUCCCGCGCGUGUGUGUCGUCGUGUCCCCGGGCGCAGCGCGGCGUGUGGACCCUGGCGCUGCUCACCUGCACCGCCCUGAUGACGGCGCAGGUGUGGGACCGACUCACCUAUUACCUGUCCACCCCCGUGACGGUCAACGUGCGCGUGACGAGGAACCAGACGCUCAGGUUUCCAAUCGUCUCCUUCUGCAACAAAAACCGCUUCAACAUGACGGCGGUGCGGCAAAUGCAGGAGGAGCGAGCAGAGCGCCUUGGGGAGACCAAUUCCUCGGAGGUGGCGACGUGGGACAUACCUGACCUCCUGGACGAUGAGGACAUGGACGCCGCCAAGGUCUGGACCCGCACCUCCCAUGGCCUGGAUCGCAUGGUGAAGGAGUGCUGGUUCACGCGGGGCAAGCGGUGUGAGGAGGUGGGUUCCUGGUCCACCAUACACACGGUACUCGGCAUAUGUUACCAGUACAGAGUCAACGACCCUGUGGAGACGUCGGGCAUCUUCAACAACAUGUAUUUGCUGCUCCACGACAAAGAGCCGCAGCAGUACAACGGCGACAACGGUUUCAAGAUACUGAUCCACGACCCGCGCGACGACCCCGUGAUAGACCUGAGGACCCACGGCACGACCAUCAACGAGGGCUGGGGCAAAGACGUGAGGGUGGCCGUCAGGGAGUUCAAGACCAUCUCGAGGCACCGAUGGCCAUGCGUGUCCAAUACAAGUUACUCGUCCUCACAAUGCAUCUCCCGCUGCUUCCUGACCGCCCUCCACGCCCACACCCAGUGCCUGAUGCCCUACAUGCACGACAUCGACGGGCGGCAAUGCAACACCUCAGAGGAAUACCGAAACAGCACAGACAUGGAGACCCGGCUUCUAUUCUUCGGGGGGUGGAAACACAGCCAAUGCGAGUGUUUGAAGCAGUGCAACGAGGAUAUCUACUCCAUCUACACCGAGGCGGCCAAGACCAACAAGGAUUCGGCCAAACUGAGAGUCUUCUUCCAGGACCUGACGUUCGACGAGGUAUCGGAGGAGAUCGCGUACGGGACGAUAGCGCUCCUGUGUGACAUCGGGGGUACCUUGGGCCUCUUGUUGGGCGCGUCCGUGCUCACGUUUAUGGAGUUCCUGGAGGUGGUCAUUGUGAAGGUGCUGUGGCGUUAGUGUUAGGAGAGAGAGAGAGAGAGAGAGAGAGAUAGGCAGAUAGGCUGUGUGUGUGUGUGUGUGUGUGUGUGUGUGUGUGUGUGUGUGUGUGUCACUUCCCCCGUCACGUGUCAGGAAGUCACGUGCGUGGACUUAAGAAGCUACAGAAAGUAAACAAACGAAUCUCUUAUGUAAAAAUCUUACGUAAAAGUAAAAUAGGUACUUAAGAUAAACGAUGCUUAUAUGUCCUUUUCUUUUCUUUUUCUUUUUUUCGAAACCCUGAAACAUUUAUAUUCAAUCAUCCCUUAUUACCUAAUCGCGGGUUGGUGUCCUUCCUUCACCAUCGUCGUCAUCAUCAUCAUCAUUAUCAAUUUGCAAUA